This is a messenger RNA of Xenopus tropicalis (tropical clawed frog), 2491 nucleotides long. It is a transcript of the gene sp2, whose product is annotated as Sp2 transcription factor. NCBI's taxonomy places the organism in Eukaryota, Metazoa, Chordata, Amphibia, Anura, Pipidae. The transcript has 7 exons. Gene Ontology annotation, cellular component: nucleus. Bases 17 to 1783 code for a protein of 588 amino acids. The record is from RefSeq and is a predicted model, not a curated record.
UGGCAAAAGUGCUGAGAUGCGUCCCAAACCCAAGUUAGUGAUACCCCGGAACCGACAGAACAUGGUUUCAUCCAAUAGAAUAAUGGUCAGUAUGACAGCAACAGCUGCCGUGAGUCCAAGUGAGUACCUACAGCCAGCUGCCAGUGCCGGGCAGGAUGCACAGCCCUCACCCCUGGCUCUCCUUGCAGCCACAUGCAGUAAGAUUGGCCCCCCCGCUGUUGAAUCUACUGUGACAUCUGCAGCGCCACCUCGACCAGCACGCAAGAGAUUGGUACCUAUUAAGCCAGCCCCUUUACCCCUGAGCCCUGGCAAAACUAGCAUUGGGCUGUUUUCCCAAGCCAAAGGAAAUAUUAUUCAGCUCCAAGCCCCUCAAUUAAGCACAGUGGGCACAGGGAGUGGGCAGCUUAUCUUCACCAUCCAGAACCCAGGGGGCAAGAUCGGACGAUACCAGACUGUACAGAGCACCAACCAGGGUCUGCAGAACAGCUUUGGUAAUCAAAUCCAGCUCAUAAGUGAUGGUGGGACAGCUCUUCUUUCCCCCUCUACUAAUACAUCCAAACAUGUGCCCAUCAAGCCUGCACCUCCUCAACCAAGCAGUACCCUGGUUAAAGUGCCAAACAAUCCUGGCACUGGCCUCACCCUAACACUGCCCAUUAGUAAUUUUUCAGAUUCCACCACAGAUACUGGCACUCAGCUCGUCUCAGGAAAGCAGAACAAAAAAGUACGUAAGAAGCCACCCCCUUCAAUACCAGUUCCUGGUUCCCCCAAUCAAGAUCAGGUGGAGACUGUGGUGAUUGAGACAACAGCAGAGAACAUUUUGCAAGCAGGGAACAACCUGUUAAUUGUACAGAGCCCUAGCACUGGCCAACAUGCUGUUCUUCAAGUGAUGCAGCCCAAGACGGACACCCAACUGGUGCAGAUCCCCCAGCAAGCUCUGAGAGUAGUUCAGGCUGCUUCUGCAACACUACCCACCGUGCCACAGAAGCCAGUACAGACUCCAGAGUGUACUCCCACACAGCUAUAUAUUCGAACAGCGUCAGGGGAUGUACAGGCUGUAGUGAUGCAGGAAGCUCCAGCUGCCCCCCAGCCUUGUUCUUCUAGUGCAGGACCUAUUGUAACACAGACUGGGACUCCUGUAAAGAACCCUUUACGCAAAGAGCGGUCCCUAGCCAAAAUUGCUCCAGCAGGGAGUCUGAUUAACCUGAAUACAACACAACUCACAACUGCAGCCCAGGGCAUACAGACCAUCAAUAUCAAUGGAGUUUCAAUGCAGAUGCCCGUCACCAUUACCAGCACUCCAGGACAGCCACAGCUCAGCGUGCAAAAUGUAAGCAGCGGUAACGUGGCCAUCAGUGGUCUUAGUCCCUCCCAGAUUCAGCUGCAGAUGGAACAGGCCUUAUCCGGAGAGCUCCAGCCUGGAGAGAAGCGGAGAAGAGUGGCCUGUACCUGCCCAAACUGCAAAGAUGGUGAAAAGGGCAGGUGGGGCCCCCCUGGAAGAAAAAGACACGUGUGUCACAUUCCUGAAUGUGGGAGAACGUUUCGCAAGACGUCCCUCUUGAGAGCCCAUGUCCGCCUGCAUACUGGGGAGAGGCCGUUCGUGUGCAAUUGGGGAUUCUGUACUAAGAGGUUCACCCGCAGCGACGAGCUGCAGCGGCAUGCACGCACGCACACAGGUGUGACAGGUGAUAAGCGCUUUGAAUGUCCUCAAUGCCAGAAGAGGUUCACAAGGAGCGACCACGUCUCCAAGCACUUCAAGACACACCUUGCCCUAAAGAAGCUGUGAUGCCAACAGAGCCCCCAGCCCAGUUAUGCGGAAUCCUUGGACUGACGCCAUUGUGCUCCACUUGGAGAACCCCAUUACCAUAAAUGUGGGCCAGUAAGCCUGAAAUCUGUUGGAACACAAUGCUUUGCCAAUGGGAUUCCCAGUAGAUAAAGGCACCAAUCCUCUUGCGCUGGUCAGUUGGCUGGGGGAGGGAUGCAGGUAGAAUGCUCGGUAGUGAAGCAAGCAGGGAGAGUAGAACCAUCCUUCCUGCACUCGCCCUCCACCCCUCUCUUUAGACAAGAUUUUCGGUUCCGUUAUAAGGGACCGUGGACAAAACAUUUUGCACAGACUAUGGAGAACUUCUGGAAGUCAGAAGAAUUAACCCAAGGAGAGGCACAAUAUGUUAGUGACAUCAACUUGCCAGCCAGGCUAGAACAUUCCCAGUUUUGUACUGCUUACCUCUGCAGGAAGGUGCCUUAUUACUUCCCAUCUACCAGUAAUUUUAUGUUAAAGCGUAUUUGAGCUAUGCUUUCCCUUUCCCACCCCCCCCAGAAAAUCCUGCGCAGGAGGAGCAAAAAAGGUCAGGCGAGUGUAACAGGAUAUGCCCCUCCUUCUGUAAUUUCCUUUCGAGGCAGCUAUGGCUUGAAAUCCCUACCCCUAACACAGACUCACCCAUGCUCUACAGCAUCGCUGGCUAUUUCUGAGCUAUUAAAUAACAGGGGGACUUUG